GUGAUUCUCUCCACUAUUAUCUACCAAAACCUUUACAAAAGAGAAAGCUCCAAGACGGAACCAUGGUUUUUACAUCCAUACCAGCAACUUAUCUGGAUGCAGCCAACUGGCAGCAACAGCAACAAAAUCAUCAACCGGGAAACGGUGGUUCAACCUCUCAGCAGGUGCUUCCGCCGCCGCCACCAGCUCAGCCUCAUGCAGCCGGCGGCUCCAGCUCGAUCAGGCCGGGGUCAAUGGCUGAUAGGGCAAGGAUGGCCAACAUACCUAUGCCGGAGGCUGCACUGAAGUGUCCACGAUGUGAAUCAUCCAACACCAAAUUUUGCUAUUUCAACAACUACAGUCUCUCUCAGCCACGCCACUUCUGCAAGACCUGUAGAAGGUACUGGACUAGAGGCGGUGCCCUAAGGAGCGUCCCCGUGGGCGGCGGCUGCCGGAGGAACAAGAGAAGUAAAGGAAGCAGCAGCUCCAAGUCCCCGGCGAGUUCGGAUCGUCAAACUGGAAGUGCUUGUUCUACCAACUCAAUCUCUUCUGCUACUGCAGCUGAUAUAAUAGGCUUUGCACCCCAGAUGCCACCACCGAGGUUUAUGACUCCAAUGCAUCAAUUCACUGAUUUUGGAGUUGGAGAUAUGGGCUUAAACUAUGGCCCAAAUUACAGCACUAUUUCAGGUUCAAUGGGAGGAGUAGGGGACUUAAGUUUCCAUAUAGGAAAUGCUUUAGGUGGACCAAAUGGUUUUGAGCAAUGGAGGAUGGCGCAAACACAACAAUUUCCCUUCUUGGCUGGUUUGGAAAGUUCACAAGCUGGUUUGUACCCUUUUGAAGAUAGUGCUAAUGGAUAUGGUGUUGGUGGGUUGAGUCAUCUCAGGCCAAAGGUUUCAACUUCUGCGGUUAUAUCUCAGCUUGCUUCAGUGAAAAUGGAAGAUAGUAAGCAACAUAAUUUGUCAAACCAGUUCUUGGGAAGCAAUAAUCAAGCAAGUGAACAAUAUUGGACUACUGGUAAUCCUCAAUUAUGGACAGAUAUUUCGGGUUUUAGUUCAUCUUCCACUACUAGUAACCAGCCAUAGAAAUUUCAGAUCAUGUGAAGAAGUUUCAGGUUUUGGUUAGUGUGGCUUCUAUUACAUUAACCUAUCUGAUAAACUUUAAUCCAACUCCUUAAUUAGCCCAAUAUAAAGAGCGUUGAGGAUGGAUGAGUGCUUUGUUUUUUUUUUUUUAAAAAAAAUCAAAUGAAAACCCUAGGAUAUGUUAGCUCUUUUUCUUUUAAUCGUUAUAAGUUCUUCAAUGUUUUUUCUUUAUUUUCCUUUUAAUAGGUUUAGGUUGCUUUGUAUGAGAAUGUUGAA
Molecule: messenger RNA, 1334 nt
Organism: Gastrolobium bilobum
Lineage: Eukaryota; Viridiplantae; Streptophyta; Magnoliopsida; Fabales; Fabaceae
Product: dof zinc finger protein DOF5.1-like
Exons: 2
Coding region: 63-1061 (332 amino acids)
Biological process (GO): regulation of DNA-templated transcription
Molecular function (GO): DNA-binding transcription factor activity; DNA binding
Source: RefSeq, a predicted model, not a curated record